AUGUCAGGAAAGGUCAAUCUCCAUGUUCGCGGCUUCCCGCGCUUCCUCAGUUUUGGCGGCUUCACGGACCUGACAGAGGGCAAUCAGGCCGACUUUGCGUCUGCCCGCGCUUCUUCGGUCUUUCGAUACGCUGGCAUCGACGGUGCCGGCGACGGCGGCCAAUAUCUGACUGAUGAUCCAGCCACCACUCGAACCAUCGGUCUCGCACGGGCGGUGGAGAAGGAACUCGGCAGCGGCAACCCUGUUGUGCCAGUGAUGGUGUCUUAUACUUGCAACCUCACCCUCGGUGACGUGGGUGGAAUGCUUCAAAAUCCCGACAGGCUGGCGCAUAGCUUCGCGAACCUCAUCCUAUCGCUCAACCUGGCCACCAAGGCGGCAGAUGAGGACCAUCCCAUGCCGGCUGCAUACAUCGUCAACCCGGACUUCCUCGGCAGCUGCCAGCAGCAAGCCUUGGCGCCGGACUACACGAUGCCUGUCCGCCACCCGCUGACCCAAGCACUGCGUCACUGGCGUAUCAGUGCUUCGCUGCCGGAUAGCAUCACAGAUACUCUCCGAGGCUAUGUGCACGCGCUGAACUGGCUGGUGCGUACAGUCGAGCCGACAGUCAGCUUCGGCUGGUCGGUUAGUAUCUGGGGCGGCGGCAGCUCGAGCUGGGUUCAAUCGACCGAUGAUGAACCCAGAGAGUUGGCUUCAAAAACAAGCAGCUACAUCAAGUCCUUGGGGGUGUGUGACGGCGAUGACCGCCCAGACUUUUUCGCCGUUGACCGGUACGAAGCCGAUGACUUGACCAUGCGCAGCUAUAUGAAUGGCUACUGCUACGGCCCUCGGGAGUGGCGUCGCUUCUUUGACUUCUGCGGUGCCCUUGGCGAGCAACUGGAAGCGCCCAUCAUGCUGUGGCAGAUUCCAGCGAGCCACAUACCGCUGUCAAAUGACAAUGUCAACGACGAGUUUGAAUCGCAGCAUUGGGGCACGGGCGGCAGCUAUAUUCUGGGUGACGCUGGGGUCAAGUCGGACUAUCACAACAUUAACCCGAAAAUCUUGGCCCUGAAGCUCGACAGAGCUCUCAUGCCAGCGACCAAUAGUGUGGAAGAGGUCUUUAAGCGCGCCGAGCCGUUUGAUCUUUCGAACCCGGCAUACAAAGAUCUUCCUCUCCGCGGCAUCUUUGCUAUGCUGCUCGGCGGAGGCGCCACAACCGGCAUCGUGUCGAGCAUUGGUAAUCCUGAGCCAUGGGUGCGGGACAAGUUGAAGGAAUACAUGCAGGACCCGGUUCAACUCCCCAGUUCAGAAUGA
This is a messenger RNA of Hirsutella rhossiliensis, 1290 nucleotides long. RefSeq lists its product as uncharacterized. The record is from RefSeq and is a predicted model, not a curated record. Lineage: Eukaryota; Fungi; Ascomycota; Sordariomycetes; Hypocreales; Ophiocordycipitaceae. The transcript has a single exon. Bases 1 to 1290 code for a protein of 429 amino acids.